Lodderomyces oxycetoniae is the source of this 636-nucleotide messenger RNA. RefSeq lists its product as uncharacterized. Gene Ontology annotation, cellular component: mitochondrion. The transcript has a single exon. The record is from RefSeq and is a predicted model, not a curated record. The coding region runs from base 1 to 636 and encodes 211 amino acids. Lineage: Eukaryota; Fungi; Ascomycota; Pichiomycetes; Serinales; Debaryomycetaceae.
AUGAUAUCAAGGCUUGGUUUAAGGUCAUCGAGGCUAUCUAUUUCUUUAGUGGCACAUAAGCCUGUGCAAGUGCCCGUUUUUGCUCAAUUGAGGAGCGUAUAUGGAACGAGAGCUUAUUCAGCAAAGGCUACAAUUUUCGACCACACUACUGGCAAGACUAUAGUGUUACCAGAUCCCGAACAUCCUGAAUAUGGGGAUUAUAUCAACCCCAAGCCUGUAUUGGCGCAAUCGAAAGAUCCCUACUUGAAGUAUGAUGAUCAGCAAAAUAGAAGGAAUUUUAACGAUCCAGUGAAUAUGGACGAAGAUAUGCUAGACAUUUGGUCUCCUGAUUAUUUUAACUUUGUUUCAGAUUCAACUGCUUUGAAGCAGAAUGUCAUAUUUUUUGGCGCAAUCUUUGCUGUUGCUGGUAUCAUUACGUUUUUCCAAUUGAACCCUGAAAAACCAGCAAUGAUUAGAUCGUUUCCAUAUAACGGUAUGGCAGACGCCUUGGGUGCUACGUCAGAGGAAACAGCUCAUCUUUACCAAGUCAAACCGGAUCUCACUGCAGAAGCUGAAUGCGGCAUUUUGCCGGAGGACUCAGAUGUCGAAUUGAAUAGAAAAACUUAUAUAAGCGCAAAUGGAAACUACAUUAAUUGA